Messenger RNA from Gadus chalcogrammus (walleye pollock), 1183 nucleotides. It is a transcript of the gene calm2a, whose product is annotated as calmodulin 2a (phosphorylase kinase, delta). Gene Ontology annotation, molecular function: calcium ion binding. Lineage: Eukaryota; Metazoa; Chordata; Actinopteri; Gadiformes; Gadidae. The record is from RefSeq and is a predicted model, not a curated record. Bases 107 to 556 code for a protein of 149 amino acids. The transcript is spliced from 6 exons.
UUCUCUCAGUGCACUGAUAGAGAUUUCUAGUGAGCGUGUUGAAGUUGAUCGUUACUGUGAUCACUUACGGACUUAUUUGUAAAUCAGCUGCCCCAUCUUCUUCGAAAUGGCAGACCAACUGACAGAGGAGCAGAUUGCCGAAUUCAAGGAGGCGUUCUCGCUCUUCGACAAGGAUGGCGAUGGCACCAUCACCACCAAAGAGCUGGGCACUGUCAUGCGCUCACUGGGCCAGAACCCCACAGAGGCUGAGCUCCAGGACAUGAUCAACGAAGUUGACGCUGAUGGUAAUGGAACGAUAGACUUUCCAGAGUUUCUGACCAUGAUGGCGAGGAAGAUGAAGGACACAGACAGCGAGGAGGAGAUCAGAGAAGCAUUCCGUGUCUUCGACAAGGAUGGCAACGGCUACAUCAGUGCUGCUGAGCUGCGUCACGUGAUGACAAACCUGGGUGAGAAGCUGACUGACGAAGAAGUGGACGAGAUGAUCAGAGAAGCAGACAUUGACGGUGAUGGUCAGGUCAACUAUGAAGAGUUCGUACAAAUGAUGACGGCGAAGUGAUGGCCUUGUACAGAUUUCUUAUAAAUAAUUUGCCUUUUUUUCUUUGUGUAAUUUAUCUGUAAAAUCUUAAUAGCCCCCCUCUCGUCCCUGCCCCUUGCUGUCCAAAGGAACUGCAUGUAAACUGCAUACGCUCUUGUCCCCAUGUCCCUUUCUUUUGCUGUCAUGGUGUUUUGGAGUGACGGAGCGGUCUUGCAUCCAGAUGCCUGUGGAGGCCUUGGCUGGCCAGAGAACUUAAAAACCUUCCUCUCAUGUGGGCACAGGCCCCUCCACGCAUGGCGGUAUUGGAAACCUGUCUGCUGGUUGUCACUUGGCAACGCUGUUGGCAUGGAAACGAUGUGGAGAAGCUAAACUCUGCAUGGACUACGGACAAAGUAUAUAUGGAAAAUUUCUCAGCAUUGCACUACUGCAAAAAAAUGACACGGGUGUAUCUCCUAGGUACUCGUACAAACUCUUUUUGUAUCUGCUGUUCUAUAUACCAGAAAUGACUAAUCUUACUAUGCUUUUUAAUGUUUUACUCACUACUUUUAAUUUCUUUUUCUUUUUUUUAAUGGUCUUUGGCCAUGCCUCAAAUAAUCCAUUCCAAGUUGUAUAUUUUUGUUUUACAAUAAAAGUUACAAUCUACCCAGA